AUGUAUAAAGUAUUUUUAUCUUUCUCACAGAAAAAGGCAAAAUAUUCCGCGACACGUAGACUGCUUUUGAAGUCUAAACUGCUGAAGAAGGCAGCUUCUAUGCUGGUGGCUGAGAUUGAACAGAAGAAACACGACAAGGAAAGAGUUGUGAAAGAGAGCUUCCCUCCACUGAAUCUUCCAGGUCUGUCAGUCCAGGAACUCCAGGAUCUUUGCAAAGAACUAUAUCGUAAGAUUGAUGUUGUAGAUGAAGCUCGUUAUGAUUCAGAGCUUAAGGUAUCCAAAAAUGAGACGGAGAUCCAGACACUGAAUGAGAAGAUCAGUGGGCUGAAGGGGACAAAGAGGCCCAACUUGAAGAGGGUGAAGAAAACUACAGACGACAUGCUGGGUGCAUGCACCGACAACUCCAAACUCAUGAAGGCUGAUUUCAAGGCCAAACUUAAGACAGUGAAGAAGGAGGAAGAAAAGAAGGAAGAAGUGAAUGAUUGGCGUAAGAACGUGGAGGCCAUGUCUGGUAUGGAGGGUAGGAAGAAGCUGUUUAAUGCAGGGCAAUAAAAAGGUGCUAUGUUAGUAACACAUCGGCCCAACCUACACCCUACACCCUAAGCACUAAACCCUCACUGGCUUAAUUGACAUCACCUGUGUACAUAGAUGUAAUGCUUGAGUGUGUG
Messenger RNA from Cottoperca gobio, 668 nucleotides. RefSeq names its product troponin I, slow skeletal muscle-like. The record is from RefSeq and is a predicted model, not a curated record. NCBI's taxonomy places the organism in Eukaryota, Metazoa, Chordata, Actinopteri, Perciformes, Bovichtidae. Gene Ontology annotation, biological process: cardiac muscle contraction; skeletal muscle contraction. Bases 1 to 552 code for a protein of 183 amino acids. Gene Ontology annotation, cellular component: troponin complex. The transcript has 5 exons.